Messenger RNA from Fusarium falciforme, 471 nucleotides. RefSeq lists its product as hypothetical. The coding region runs from base 223 to 471 and encodes 82 amino acids. The transcript is spliced from 2 exons. The record is from RefSeq and is a predicted model, not a curated record. Lineage: Eukaryota; Fungi; Ascomycota; Sordariomycetes; Hypocreales; Nectriaceae.
UGGUUGGUGGGGCAGGCGAAGGGAAGCUCAGCCUUUGAGACGAGACGCAAGCAUCAGCUGAAUCACCACCUCUCCUCUCUUUCUGUUGAUACGUCGUCUUCUGCCGCAAGUCUCAAACCAUCGCUAUUAUUUCCAGCUGUGCCUCACAUAAUCUGUUGCUCUUCUUAUUUCCCAUUAUUCCCCCUACCAUAUCCAUCGCAAGAGUUCCGUUGUUAUUUCAACAUGGCUGGUGGUCCACGUCUCUCGCCCAUGAUCCAACGUGAAAUGGCUGAUCGAGCUGCCAAUACCAGUGCCAGAAGAGUAGCUGAGGAGUAUGAGGCAGCUAGGCUAAGACUUACAGACCAAACCUUCAAUAUGCUGAGCUACCCAGACCCGCUCGCCCCUCGGAAGCAGUCAACCACGUACCCCCCGGGGGUAACACCUGAGAUGGAAAAGAAGUGGCUUCAGGUCAUCGAGCAGUCCAAGAAAUGA